Insectozyma verbasci is the source of this 3246-nucleotide messenger RNA. NCBI's taxonomy places the organism in Eukaryota, Fungi, Ascomycota, Pichiomycetes, Serinales, Debaryomycetaceae. The record is from the annotation of a GenBank genome assembly.
AUGUGUAGUGUUAGGUCAGCUACUCAUUCAGGUAGUUGGUAUACUUCAAAUGCAACAAAAUUGAAACAACAAUUAGAUACAUUAUUUAAAAAAGCUCAAAAUUUACAAUCUGGUGUUUCUACAAAUGAUUCAAAUUUGACGGAUGUUAAAGGAGCAAGAAUUUUAGUUGGACCUCAUGCUGGUUAUACAUAUUCUGGUGAAAGAUUAGCAGAGGCGUUUAACAGUUGGGAUAUUUCAAAAGUAAAACGAAUAUUUUUAUUAGGUCCAUCACAUCAUGUAUAUUUCAAAAAUUAUGCUUUACUAUCACCUUUUGAAGCUUAUGAAACUCCAUUGGGAAAUUUACCUGUGGAUAUAGAAACAUGUGAAUUACUUUCAAAUUUAACACUGAAAAAAAAUGGACUGGCUAUUUUCAAAUACAUGUCGGAAGAUAUAGAUGAAGAUGAACAUUCAUUUGAAAUGCAUGCUCCUUUUAUCUAUUACAAGGGAUCAAAAGCUCCAAAUGGAAUACCACUGAUUAUUCCAAUAUUGAUUAGUGGGAUGGAUGAUAAUUUACAAUCUGAAAUUGUUGAAUCAUUAUUACCUUUUGUUGAAAAUGAGGAAAAUCAUUUUAUUAUAAGUUCUGAUUUUUGCCAUUGGGGUUCAAGAUUUGGAUAUACUAAAUAUUUAACCAUAGAAGAAGAUGGAAAGCCAAAUCUACAAAAAUUAGACUCGCAAUUAUCUUCAAUUUCAUCAUUUGGUAAAUUUAAAAAAGGUGAUUUAGAAAUAUUUGAAAGUAUUGAAAUGUUGGACAAACUAGCCUUAAAGAUAGCAUCAUCCGGCUCAUCUUUAGACUGGAAGAAUUACAUUAAAACUAGUGGUAAUACAAUAUGUGGACAAAAACCAAUCAGUAUAAUUUUAAAAUUACUCGAAAGUUAUAAAUUGAAUAGUGAUCAAGUAUUUAAUUGGAUAGGUUAUUCGCAAAGUAAUCCAGUUAAGAGAUCAAAUGAAAGUAGUGUAUCGUAUGCAUCUGGUUACGUUAAAUUAUGAACUUAUGAAAUAUACAGUAUAAAUCUUUAAAUCUCGUUUCACAUCUGGGACCAGGUAUUUUUUUUCUCAACCGAACCACCCCAAAUAAUUAAUACCGACUUUUCAACAUUUUUCAACAUGAGUGAUGGUAAACUAUUUUCAAAAUGCAAGAGUACUGAACUACGAGCAGAAUUAGAAUUGGCAUUUAAGAAAUCAAAACCAAAUAGUAAAAUCAAGGUGGUGUUACAUAAAGUAAUUGCAAAUAUAAUAUUGAACAAUCAUGAAUUGGUUCAUUUGAUGAAGGAUAUUAUAUCAUUAUUGAAAAUAGAUGACAUCGAGAUCCGAAAAUUAUGUUUUGAAUAUGUGAUAAAUUAUGGAAUGAAUUCAAAUGAAGUAACGGAAGUAAUACCUUAUCUCAAUCGAUUCAAAAAUGAUUCAAAUCCAAUAUUAAGAUCAUUAACUUUGAAAGCGGCCACAUCUAUAAACAAACCAGAUUUUAAUAACCUAUCUGUCCAAUUGAUAAAAUCGGCAUUUCAAGAUCCUGAUCCAUAUCUUAGGAAAACUGCAGCAUAUUCGGUAUCUAGAUUAUUUCAACAUGAUCCAAUAAUGACUGAACAAGAAAAUUUAGUAGAGGAAUUAAAUCAAUUGUUAUACGAUGAUUCACCAUUAGUUAUAUCCAAUGCAUUAGCUUCAUUGAAUUACAUAACUGAGAAUAGUCGUAAAUUUGACCUAGUGAUUAAUAAAAAUCAUACACUUAAAUUAAUUUCAUUAUUAUUGACAGCUAACGAAUGGCAACAAACUUAUUUGAUAAAUAGUUUAAUGUCAUAUAUCCCACAAGAUGAUGAAGAAUCACUAAAUUUAAUAGAGCAUAUUUUACCAGGAUUACAACAUGAAAAUUCUUCAGUUGUUCUAAAUUCAAUUAAGGUUAUUGUUUAUUUUUGCAAUUAUUGUAAAUCUCCAGAGUUAAGAAUUCCAAUACUUUCAAAAAGAUUAGGAACAUCAUUGUGCGCAUUGUUAUCCAAAGAUUCAGAAAUACAAUUCCUCGUACUUCGAAAUGUGAUAUUAUUAUUACUUGGUCAAAAGAAUAUUGUACAUUUUGACGUGGAAAUGUUUUAUUGUAAGUUUGAUGAUCCAAUAUAUAUAAAAGAUACAAAAUUAGAAAUCAUUUAUUUAUUAGCAAAUCAACAAAAUGUAUCAUCUGUGUUGUUGGAAUUAGAAGAAUAUGCUACUGAAGUAGAUAUCUCAAUGGCUCGAAAAGCAAUAAGAGCAUUUGGUAAUUUGGCAGUCAAAUUAGAAAAUGCAGCUGAAUCAUGUGUUGAAAUUCUUUGUGAUUUAAUAUCUAAUGGUAUUUCAUAUAUUGUUCAAGAAUCAGCAAUAGUUUUAAAAAAUAUAUUAAGGAAAUAUCCAGGUCAAUUUAAUUAUGCAAUUGAGGAAAUUAUAAAACAAUAUAAGUUAAUAGAUGAACCUGAUGCAAAAACGGCAAUUAUAUGGAUUAUAGGACAAUGUUCAGAAAUAAUUGCUGAUUCAAAAUUAAUCUUAUCUGAACUCAUAGCAAAUUUUAAAGAUGAUCCAAUAGAGGUACAAUUGUCAAUUAUUACAGCAACGACUAAAAUGUAUUUAAAGAAUCCAAUUGAGAGUGAAAAUAUAUUAAAUGUAUUAAAAAUAGCCACCGAAGAAGUUGAUAAUCCAGAUAUUAGGGAUCGUGGAUUCAUGUAUUGGAGAUUAUUAUCAAGUGAACACUCAAGUGAAAAUGAUGAAUUUCAAUCAAAUACCAAGAAAAUUGUAUUGAAUGAUAAUCCAAUAAUAACAAGCGAAAAUGAUAAUAUCAAUCCUCAGAUCCUUGAAGAAUUGGAAUUGAAUAUUGGAACAUUAGCUUCAAUUUAUCUUAAGCCUGUUCUGGUUGUUUUCAGACUAGCUAAACAUAAACAAUUACCAAAGAGUCCAGCAUUACAAAGAAAUAAAAAUGAAAGUAAGAGUACAAGUAGUAAUAAUUCAAAUUUAAGCUUACCUCAAGGUAUUUCAAGAUCUGCAUCUCCUCAUAAAGAGGUAAUAAAUAGAAGAAUGUCAGCUUCUCCAAAUAAAGAAGUUUUGAAUCGAAGAAUGUCAUACCGUAGAUCAAGAUCAAAUAGUGAUCAAAUUUCAAAUCAAUCAAGUUUUGAGCCAAAAAAGGAAAAGGAGAAUUUUACAAAGGAAUUUACAAGAAAGGCUUUAAUAUUUACUAAUAAACUAGCAAAUAAAUAA